Molecule: messenger RNA, 681 nt
Organism: Arachis ipaensis
Lineage: Eukaryota; Viridiplantae; Streptophyta; Magnoliopsida; Fabales; Fabaceae
Biological process (GO): DNA repair; telomere maintenance
Molecular function (GO): DNA helicase activity
Source: RefSeq, a predicted model, not a curated record
AUGAAACCUGGUUCUCCUCAAGCAAUGCUACUGUUGAAAGCGAAACUUAUAAUUUUGGAUGAGGUUUCAAUGGUUAGUAGGUACUGCUAUGAAGCGCUUGAUAAAUGCUUGGGCAACAAUAUAGAUGGUGAAUUUGAGAUAUGUCUUCCAGAAGAUAUUGUUAUUCCUUAUUCAGACCAGGUAUUUGAUGAAUUGGUUCAUUUUUCUUAUCCAAAUAUUUUGGAAGACAUGUCUUUAAAGGAUUUUUUCAAUACAAGAACUAUACUGGCUCCCACGCUAGACAUCAUUGAAGAGGGCAACAACCAUUUGAUGGCUAUCAUUCUUAGAGGAGAAAAAUUAUAUCUUAGUUCGGAUUCAAUUUGUAUGGAUGAAAGGAAUAUGGAGAGUCAACUAGAUUUCUAUGGUCCUGAAUUACUGAAUAGAAUAAAUUGCUCUGGUUUUCCUCCACAUAAAUUAAUACUCAAGGUUGGUGUUCUGGUGAUGCUACUAAGCAAUAUUGACCAAUCCAACAGUCUUUGUAAUGGUACAAGGCUACAAGUUAGGAAGCUUGGAAAUCAUGUCAUAGAAUGUAAAGUCUUAACGAGUAACAACGUUGGUCAUAUUACUUUGAUUCCAAGAAUGAAUAUAGUAUCAACAAAAGAAACUGUCCUAUUAGAUUUCAACGAAGAUAGUUCUCCAUAA